AUGUCUGCUUCUGCCAUUGCACCUGAUAUCUCCCAUGAACCUGAUUUUGAGACAUACCAAAAUCGGACAAAGCGCCGCCUGGCAUGCGAAGACACGUCGCAACCUCUCCCCGAUGGAUUUCCGCUGCAAUUGAGGUCUGAUCUGGCGUGGGCUGUGAGUGAUUUACCUCUCGCUGGCAGUGGAGACGAGCCCUGGGUCUAUAAUCUCACUGUGAUGGAACUGGAAGAGAUCGACCAAGCACUGGCGUACUUCAAAGGGUUUGUAUUAAUCAGCCCGCAGCUAUAUCUUCAGAAGCCUUUGGGAUAUAUUCAGCCUGAAACUUUCCCAUUGCCAACUUUGCAUUCGAGACUUCGUUCCUUGUCGCAUGACUUACAUUUCAAACGUGGGUUUUGCGUGCUCCGUCGGCUUCCAGUCGAGAAGUGGACCCGCGAGGAGAAUAUCAUUGUCUAUGCAGGCGUGUCUUCCCACAUUGGCUCUAUCCGUGGGCGUCAGGAUAUCACACACGAGGGUGCCCCAGCAGAUGUGAUGCUUUGUCACAUCACCAAUCUCAUCACAACCGGGAAUCAGAAAGCGCUAGGUGCCCCGGCGUUUACGAUGGAUAGACAGGUUUUCCAUACCGAUACGGGCGAUGUUGUGUCUCUGUUAGCCUUGAGCGAAGCUGUUGAAGGUGGCGAGAGCCAAGUUGUGAGCGGCUGGACAGUUUACAAUGAGAUUGCUCAGUCACGCCCGGAUCUGAUUCGGACAUUGGCGGAAGAAUGGAUCAUCGAUGGGUAUUCAAACACUUUGCAAAAUAACAAGGAUGACUUUUGUGCUAAUGACGCUGAACGACCGUACUUCCAGCGCCCUCUACUCUACUAUCAGCCCGCGACGGAUGAAGCACCAGAACGAGUGGCGUUUCAAUUUGCCCGCCGUACCUUCACUGGCUUUGGUGCUUUACCUAGAUCGGCUCAUAUUCCGCCGAUUACAGAGGCUCAGGCUGAAGCUCUCGAUGCUCUUCACUUUGUAGCAGAGAAGCAUUGUCUGGAAUUUAAGAUCAAGAAAGGAGACAUCCAAUACAUCAACAACCUCUCUAUCAUUCAUGCCAGACGGGGGUACAAGGAUGACGAACAGGAACCACGACACUUGCUGAGGCUGUGGCUGAGAGAUCCUGAACACGCUUGGAUUACCCCAGAGCCCCUCCAGGAGCGAUGGCAAGGUAUUUAUCAUGGAAUUACUGCCGAGAAAGAGGUCUUUCCUCUUGAGCCGUUCAUCCGUACUGCCUCGAAUGGCACUGCGACAAAAGAUGGAAUCUAG
Penicillium antarcticum is the source of this 1293-nucleotide messenger RNA. Its product is annotated as TauD/TfdA family dioxygenase. The coding region runs from base 1 to 1293 and encodes 430 amino acids. Gene Ontology annotation, molecular function: oxidoreductase activity. The transcript is spliced from 4 exons. The record is from RefSeq and is a predicted model, not a curated record. NCBI's taxonomy places the organism in Eukaryota, Fungi, Ascomycota, Eurotiomycetes, Eurotiales, Aspergillaceae.